This is a messenger RNA of Acanthosepion pharaonis, 6717 nucleotides long. The record is from the annotation of a GenBank genome assembly. NCBI's taxonomy places the organism in Eukaryota, Metazoa, Mollusca, Cephalopoda, Sepiida, Sepiidae.
AUGUUGAGAUUCUCCUUUUUGUUGGAGUGUUGCACUCCAGGUUCUUUACCAGAUCCUCAGUUAGUAGCAGCUAUGUUAGUACUUGAAGCACCAAUAGUGGCUCGAGCAGCAUUGUUGUUGGAAUGUGGACAUUUCAUCCAUCGGUGUAAUCGAGGCGAUUGGCCAAAUUGGAUGAAAUUGAAUUUACCAACUUUUCGUCAGUCAACAGCUGCUUUACAUAGCCGUGGGCAACCAUCAGGUUACCGACGUAGCUUAAUACUGCAAAGAUCUGCUGGAAGAAUGUUCUACCAAUGGGCUGAGAACCUUGGUAGUCAACUGGAAUAUAUAAUGGCUAAAGAACAUACAGACAGACUGGCUGUUAUUGAUGAAAUCAAAGAUGAAGUUCGUAAAAGAGAAUUACGGGCAGAAGAUGAAAAUGAAAACUUUUUAGAUGAAGCAACUGUGAAUUUUAGUGGUUCUGAUUGUCCUUAUGCCCUAAAGAUGAUUGCGUGUUUGGUGUUGUUGGAAAUCACAACAUUUAUGAGGGAAACGUACCAGUACUUGCCGAAAUCUCGCACGGGCAAGAGAGAUGCUGUGUGGGAACGAUCUGCUAGUACCAGUCGUCGAUGGAGCAGUGGUGUGGGCAGCCCAGGACAUUCAGAAAAAAGCAUAGAAUCCAAUACUGGCGAUUUGCCACAAACUAUGCAAUCUGCUUCAACAACUGUUGGUAGUCCAACAGAAAGAAAAAUAAGUUUUGCAGUCCAGGCCGAGCGAUCAGAUUCAAUCCACAGUAGUAAUACAUCACUUUCUGUGAUUGAGGGAACAGAAGAAAAGAAAGGGAGAAGACUUGCCCAAGGUCGCCAAAAAUUGCUAAAGCAUUUUAGACGAGGUUCAGGUCCCGGACACAAUUCUAGUUUUCGCCACAAUAGAAGUUUCCGGUUAAAGAGGCAAGAGGGUGGCAGUAUAAAAAGAUUUGGUAGUAUACGUUCACGAAAAAUAAGCAGCCAGUCGAUAAGGUCUGAUGAUAAAUUAGAAGAAGAAAUGGAAGAUGGAGAAUCUCCCCAUACAGGCAGUGAUCAUGAAACUCAGGAAAAUUACAUGGAUCAGGAGGUUACCGACGAAAAAAAUUUAGGUCAGAAUUUGCCAUGGAUCAAAAUUGUGGUCCAACUUGCCAAUUUGUCAAAUUUCAUUUGUACUCAUCAAGAUUUUUGUCAUCCAUAUUGCUACGAACGGCAACGGCGCAGUUGCAUCCGUCUUAUUACUGCCCUGAAGAAGGUUUAUGAAUCUACAAAAGAACAUGAAGCAAAAAAAACAGAAAAAGUGGUUGAUGUGCGAAGAGAAUUAUUCAAAGAAAAACUCAAACGAAGAGAAUCCAUUUUCCAACAAGCAUCACCAACUCGGAGACGUGAAAGCACACCACUUCUUGAAAAGAUUAAGUCAGAUGUAUCUAUAUCCAAGUUGAAACUCAGCUCUCCUCAUUGGAAAAAAGAAGAGAAGCCACGUGAAAUAAAACCUGAUCCCCUGCCAAUAGUAAAAUAUAUUACCUGCCAAGCUCAGAAUCUGACUCAGUGUCCAAUGGCUGUUGUGACUAAGGCAGCACCUAUUCUGUCAGAGAGUACCUUUGUUGACAUGAUGCCUGUAGCAUGGGAACUCAUCUUGGAAACUGACCAAGAAUUAGCUGCUUCUGCAGCUACUGUGUUUUUGUUGACAUCAGUAAAGGCUCCAGAUAAGGCACAAGCAAUGGUUGUUCGAGAAAUGCAGCAUGAAAAUGUUAACCAUCGUAUCAACGCUGUUCUCAGAUUUGGUACUCUUUGGCAGUUUCGCUAUCAAGUUUGGCCCCGCAUGGAGGAAGGAGCAAAUAACAUCUUCAAGGUUCCUCCUCCUAAUAUUGAUUUUACCCUGCCCUCUCCAACCAUUGGACUACCUACUCAAACUGUGGUUGAUCCACCAUGGAAGCCACACUUUAAGGCAAAGAUAGAAGAAGUCACACUAAACCAGGAAGAAACAAAAACAUUGGUGACUGCUACAACAACUCGCCGAAAACAACAGCAAGAAAUGAUUCUUCGGGCCCUACGAGCUGAAGAAGAACGUAAAAGGGUUGGACGAGAGAAUUUUCCAUUGACCACAGUCUCUGUUGCUCAACUGGCAGCCUAUGAGCCUGCUCUUCACCAUGUUAAUGAAGAGCAUGAGGAAGGAGAUGAAGAGAGAACUGAACACAUCCAUCACAUGCAACAAGUUCCAAGUUUCUUUCCUUCUUGCAUGUGUGUUGCUGUCCUUCCAAUCCUUCACUUAAUGGAUGACUUUGAUGUUAAUGCUGAUGGAAUCUCAGUGGCUGACAUGGCACGUAAAGUAAUCUGGAAAUGUCUAGUUGAAGACCCAGCAUUAUUCCUCAGACAUUUUUUGGAAAAACUCACCAAUAAAGAAAGACAGGAGGAAUUGAUGUUUCUUCUGAGAAAGCUACUGCUUUACUUUCGAGAUCUUCCAGCGCAAAUGGCACAUUCAUUAUUCAACUAUUUGAUUGGUUAUGUGAUCUUUUAUGUACGGACUCCUUCUGAAGGCAGCAAAGAGGCUAUAGCAGGGGCGCUUUCACUUUUGUGGCAGAUUAUACCAAGUGUGGAAGGAAUUUAUUUCAAGGAUCUAAAACAGACACUUCGGAAAGAACAAUGUGACCCUUUCCUUCUGGUAUCAUCAAAUGUUCCAAGUGCAAAGAAAAUAAUUGUGCAUGGACCAGAUCUUGCCAGUAUUCCAUCACAGUUUCCUGUGCAAGAAGAUACAAAGUUCUCACAGAUUCUUAAGGAUUCCCUGGAUUUCUUUAACAUUCCUGAUGACCAGCACAACUCAUAUUUCAUAGUUGACACUAAAUCAAAUCACAUGCACAACCUAAAUUCAUAUGUUCGUGAUUUCUACUUCUUCCAUCGAAAUAUCUACCCUCAAUUGAGUUUGCUCUACAUGAAUCCAGAUGCUGCUUUCCAAUCACUACAGAAACAGGCCUUUAUUUUGAAGUUUGUAGAAUUUGGGAAAGUGCUUUUCAGCAAUGUUGUUUUAAAGAGUACACAACCUCAUCAGCUCCAAACUCAUGUAUCAUUUCUUCAUGAGGAAUUCAUGAAAUUGCCAACAUUUCCACGGAAGGCUCUGGAAGCUGAAUUUAGUUUGUACUGUGGAAAUUGGGGCAAGGAACUUUAUGGAAUGGACACUCUCCAUAAAUACUCAUGGGUAAAAUUAAUUGAUACAAUGUUCACAAGAAUGAAUAAGACUUUCAACUGGUCAAAUGAUCUUCCAUUAUUUUUAAAUGUUCUUAAUGGUACCAUUGUACUCCAUUGUGAAGAUACAGCUGUACUUAGAUUCUGUUUGGCGAUACUCAUCAACACUUCAAAACAUUUCAAACAUAUUUUCUCCACAAGUGGGUUCUUGCAUGUUAUGCCAACACUGCUAAGGGUUUAUAGCAACAACCAGCCAAACACAGUUCUGUGUAAAAGUAUAGAAUUCACAUGCAGACAGUUUUACAUUCUUCAUAGAAAACCUUUCAUUCUUCAGAUGUUUGGCAGUACAGCACCAAUUCUAGAUAUGGACAGUUCUGUGACAAGAGUAUUUGAUUGCAAUAAGGUUCAGCCUGAUGCACUGUUCAAAUUGUUGAUAAAAAUUGGUGGCCAUUGUCCUGAUAAUUAUGAUAUUUUAGAUUUGGUGACUGGAGAAAAACCCUUAAAAGCUCUUGACUUCUGUUAUGAAAAUGAUCCAGGAACCUUUGAUAUUGUUGAUGUAAUCAAUAUGUGCGUGACAGUCAUCGCUUAUUCUCCUGACUCAUUUCGUAGUGGUCAGAUGUUGACCAUCCUUGAAGUGGUUGUGCCAAAAUAUUUGAAAUAUCUUAUUGAAGCAACCAAUCAGAAAGACAGUUUUAGUGCUGCACAAGGAGAGAUCCAAGCCAUUACCAAUAUAGCAAUUUCCAUCAGAGCUCUCAUCAACUCAUGUGAAACAUUUACCAGAAAUAGAAUUCUUACCCAACGCCAUAUGGAUGCUGUCAAUGCCAACAUGAAGCCCACACAAAACCACACAAAUUACUCCACUCAGACAUCAGGAUAUUACUAUGAUGAUAAGGAAGAGUCACAUGCCAGUCGAGGUGGUGAUGAAGGCCGAAAGAAAGGAUACCUUCCAGACGUUGAAGAUGUAGAUGCAAGACAAGAGUUUCGCAAACCCAGAGACACUUUACUUUUCAUUGCUUCAGAGUUUUUCACCAACUGUCAUUUCCGAUUGCGAGAACUACGUAAGAAACAGGUGGAUCCAUCAAUCCGUCCCCCGGAUCGGCCACCAGAGUUAUUUGAUUUCAAAACUCAUAAUCGUCUUGCUGACAUUGCUCACACUUUAUUGAAACUGGCUCCAAAUGAUCCUUAUAGCAUAUCUUGCCCUGGUUUGCAAAGUUAUAUGGUCCAUGUCCUGCCAAUAACUGACUGGUCUCAGGAACAGGUUCGCCCCGCCCUCAACCUUAUUCUCCGCAGACUCGAUAGGCUUUUCAGCAAAGUCUCAAAAAAAAUAUUGGUUAGGAGACAAGUUGAUUGGGAGGCUGCUGCCAAUUUGUUGAAAGGUGUCUACCUGACUUUACGAAAACAUAAUUUCAUUGCUCAUCUUACUCACCUGAAGACACUCAUCAAUGUACUGAUUGGCUUGAUAUUGUCUGGAAGCACAGGUACCAAUCAGGACCACCUUGGGCCAACAUUUUAUGGAAGCCACAAAAGUGAUCAAAGUCAGAACUCUUUACCUGCUCCAUCUGUUUUCUGUUCAGCUGUAAUAAAACUGGUUGCAAUGCAGAUACAAGUUUUGGGGGCACAAUUUUCAUUAGAACAGAUCUGUGGUGGAGUUUCCGUUUUUCCCUCAAUUGAAACUUGUCUGAAUAUACUUGUUGAUUUUAUCUUACCUCUCUGCAUAAGGACUGGCUAUGGAAGACGAGACACUCCCCGGCUGCUCCAUGCUGACAUCAGGUUUGCCCUGUCGGUGGUUCUUCAUGCCUUAAAUCCUCAAAUGAAGCAAACAAGCCAAUCAAACGCAAAGUCCUGCAGCCACCAGCUCAACAUAGGUGAGCAAGGCCAGUCCGACAGUUUCAAUCAGCCAGACAAAUACUCCACCAAGCAAGGCUGUUUUGAAUUACAAGAACAAACUGCUUAUUUAGGGCUGCAAGUAUUAAUGGUCUGCUUUGAUAAAAUGCUUGCUGCAGAAUGGCACCAUGUCGCCAAAUUUAUCAUGGAUAUUAGCACUAAAACUAAAGGAACUCUUUCACUUUGGAAAUUCUUGGAUUUUGUGGUGACAUACAGGCCUUCAAUCUUUUUACUCCUUCAACCAUUUAUUCAGUUCAAGAUGAUGAAAGUGAAUUGUGAUACGGCAGAGGAGUAUUUCCUGCAGCAGAUCAUUAAAGAUAAAUUGAUGGGUGUACAUACAGUGAAUCACCCCAAAUGUAAGGGUAGCACCCUCAUCCAACUGACAUUGGAACUACGACACAUCAAAGAAGAGUUAGCUAAUGCAGAAUUUCCUACUGUUACUCCAGCAAUGUUGUCUGAUCCAUCUGAACUUUCCUAUACUCAUAUCACGGAUCAACAGCAGCAACAAAUUAAUGAAAUUACAGCUGAAAUUGUUCCACCUAAAUUUUCACUUGGCACGGUUGGCAAACAUCCAAGUAAAGGUUCCACUGUGUUUUCACAGUCAAGCUCAAGUAGCAGCACUCCAUUCAAGACAGCUACAACCAUCAACUCUAGUGCUGGCAGUGGUAGCCCUUUGAUAAGUAACACUAAAAAGUCAACUCGUAGGAUCAGUGCACGCGAUGGCAGUCGUAUCUUGGACAAAUUUGAACGCAAAAAUACCAUAACAGAUGAUGCAUCACCAGAACCCCCUGCAUCUACCUCACCUAAGUUACAGCGACAGCCUGCUUCUUUUCAUGUUAGACAAGGAAGCCCAGAUAAAAAUGCUGCCCAACCAGCAGGUCUUGUAUAUGAAAAUGAAUGUCCUGAUGGUCAUGUAAACAAUGCAGUUAGCGGUGUCAUGACAGAAGAAGAAGCCUUUGGUGAAAGUGCCGACCAUGACCCAGCCAAACAUCGCUUACAACGUCAGGAUGCCAAGAGUAGAAAAACUUUUAAAAUAAAACGGCAAAAGACAAAGACCACCAGUAUGAGACAUCUCAUCUCUCGGCGAGGCCUACAAGAUCAGAGUGACACUGAGAUGGGGGGUUUCCAUGAGGGGUCCCCAACACAUGGACCUCUCAGCUCGGCAUUUGGCCCAGAUGCUCAGACUUUACAACUACGUCGAACCGGUGCAGGCGCCCCAAUAGCAAGAUCAGUGGAAACGAUCCCAGAAGCUGUUGAAGUGAAGCCGCGGCGUAAACAGCGGUAUAUCCAAAGGUCAAAAUCCCAUGAUGAUCCCUCUGCUGAUAUCCAUGCUCCGGCAGGCACUGCACGAGGGCGCAUAGCACGCCAAGGUGCUCGUAUUGUCCGGUCGCGCUCCCCUUCGGGUAGCCCUGUACGUCAUCGCCACCACCAUCACCAGUCGGCCAAUGUCAGUCCAGCCACAAGUCAAACUUACAUGGUUGCUCGAUGUGACUCUUCCGAUUCCAUAAAUGUCAAUGAGAGUUCAGCCUUACUGAAGGAUGACGAGAAAAACAAGUCACAAACAUCCCUCUGUAUCUACUUUGACGGUGCUGAGGGUGACGAGAAUUUAGAAGACGAACCUAAAAUUUAUAAGUACAAAAAAAAUAAAAAGUAA